AUGGCUCCCGCGCGUCAACAACAGACGCCCCAGUUCACCAAGGAUGAAAAGGUUCUUUGCUUCCAUAUGGACAUGCUCUACGAGGCCAAGGUCAUGGAUGUACAGCCUGGCGAGAAGCCCGGCGACGGCUUCCGCUACAAAGUGCACUACAAGGGCUGGAAGAACACCUGGGACGACUGGGUUCUCGCAGACAGAAUCCGGCCCUUUGACGACGAGCACAAGGAGCUGGCGGCCCAGCUUCACGCCCAGGUCAAGAGCAGCAUGCAGAAAAACUCCAAGCAACCCAAGAAGAACCUCAGGGGCGGCGACUCGGCCAGAGGCAGUGAGGAACGGGGCUCAGGCGCUCCUCAAGGGGGGAGAGGGGGGAGGAGAGGCAAAGACUGGGAACUAGAGCAGCCGUGGUGUGCCGCAAGUGCUGGCCAUGUCUACCACGGGCAGGGCGAAGCAAACAUCUUGAGCCGCAUUUUGCCUCGCUUUGCCGUGUUUCUUUGGGCGUUUAUGUAUGAGAGCGUCUUCUCUUGUCUAGAGGAUACCAUGUCAGCGCCUCAGACUCAUGCUUGGGCAUUUUCUGGUUGCAACAGCCUGGACGGCCCUUGUGGUGCGACCAAACCUGUGCUUGCUUCAACCUAA
Metarhizium robertsii ARSEF 23 is the source of this 630-nucleotide messenger RNA. RefSeq names its product histone acetylase complex subunit. Lineage: Eukaryota; Fungi; Ascomycota; Sordariomycetes; Hypocreales; Clavicipitaceae. Gene Ontology annotation, cellular component: Rpd3S complex; NuA4 histone acetyltransferase complex; nucleus. The transcript is spliced from 2 exons. The record is from RefSeq and is a predicted model, not a curated record. Bases 1 to 630 code for a protein of 209 amino acids. Gene Ontology annotation, biological process: chromatin organization; regulation of DNA-templated transcription.